CGCGGAAGUGCACAGCCAAACCAACGAGUUGAGGUCUUUUUUUUAUGAAUACACCCACCGAAGAACAACAGCAAGAGGUCAUGUACGGCAUGGCAGAGAUGCCCGAUCUCAUACCACCGACAGGUGCUUUACAACCCAGUCCGGUGAUCCCGUACGAGCUCGGACAGGCAGGGCGAACCCGACCAGACCUCCUGUCCGCCCCGCGAAGAGUGCAGCGAGCCCCCAAACUCGGGCAGAUCGGGCGCUCCACGAGAGUGGUUAUAGAUGACGAGGACUUGGAUGAUAUCAUGAACAAUAACAGAAGCUUCCCGGCGUCUCGGAGAGUAUCACCCGUUGCCUGAUGCGUGACUGUGCCAAACGACUGAACCGAACUCAAAUCUCACACACACACACACACACUUGUCGUCACCUUCACUGUACAAGCUUUUACAGCUUCCGCCUCUUCGAGGGCGAACGAGAGAACUGUGGACUUGCUUCCGGUUCACUUUACGCUUGCUCGUCACUUAACUGAUGUCCGAUGAUCCUGAUGAUCUCUAAUGCAACAGGGCUAUAUUUAUUAAAUUUGCACUUUACAGCAGAAUAUGAAAGCUAACCUCAUCCGGUUGGAUUACUCAUCUCCCAAAGAGGACAUUUUUCCUGUGAAACUCUGUUCACG
Molecule: messenger RNA, 655 nt
Organism: Rhinichthys klamathensis goyatoka
Lineage: Eukaryota; Metazoa; Chordata; Actinopteri; Cypriniformes; Leuciscidae
Exons: 2
Coding region: 45-341 (98 amino acids)
Biological process (GO): negative regulation of protein kinase activity
Molecular function (GO): calcium-dependent protein kinase inhibitor activity; protein kinase binding
Source: RefSeq, a predicted model, not a curated record